Messenger RNA from Notodromas monacha, 390 nucleotides. NCBI's taxonomy places the organism in Eukaryota, Metazoa, Arthropoda, Ostracoda, Podocopida, Cyprididae. The record is from the annotation of a GenBank genome assembly.
AUGAUGAUGAUGAUGAUGCGGACUCUUCGGGAUGAGCUGUGCGAGAAGAAGAAGGAUCCUGUUUCGCCGCACAGUCGUUUAGGUCCACGUGAAGACGGCGCAGAAGACUUCUAUUCCAGGUCGAGCAAUCCCGUUUCUGUAUUAUUGGCGAAACCGAGGCAUUCCAAGAGUUUGAAUUCCCCGUCACGUCUUGCGGCUGUUUCCGCUCGGUCUUUCCGGUGUCUUCUGUUCGACCCCCCCUUGUGUGGACCCCGUGCCAUGGCGGGGGUCGUUCAAUCAAAGAUAGCAAAAACGAACACUCGACGGAUCGCGAGCAUUUCGCAUCUUGUCGUCGGACCCCAAAAGAAAAAAUGUCGGUGUGGCACGGUUGCGGUUGGCGAGGAAGAAUAA